This is a messenger RNA of Salvelinus fontinalis (brook trout), 13847 nucleotides long. Its product is annotated as rho GTPase-activating protein 44-like. Gene Ontology annotation, biological process: regulation of dendritic spine morphogenesis; negative regulation of Rac protein signal transduction; modification of dendritic spine. NCBI's taxonomy places the organism in Eukaryota, Metazoa, Chordata, Actinopteri, Salmoniformes, Salmonidae. Gene Ontology annotation, cellular component: dendritic spine; cytoplasm; postsynaptic density. The record is from RefSeq and is a predicted model, not a curated record. The transcript has 22 exons. Bases 247 to 3162 code for a protein of 971 amino acids. Gene Ontology annotation, molecular function: GTPase activator activity; protein binding.
CUGUCACUCUGCCCGGAGAAAUUGGUUCAGCAUCUCUGAGCAGUGGACUGCGUGACAGGGACCAUAAAAUGCGUUGAAAUUGUCUCCCCUAUUACUCUUUAUUUGCGAUGCGUUCCUUAUGGCUAUGAUAAAAACGGAUUGUUAAAAGGUGGGCUGUCUUGUAAUUCUCGUUGGAGAACCGGACUGUUUGUCAAUGAGAUAUGUGGAGUCGCUCUAUCCAUCGGUGUUAACGCAGAAAAAUAGAAGAUGAAGAAGCAAUUCAAUAGAAUGCGACAGCUCGCCAACCAAACAGUGGGCAGAGCUGAAAAAACAGAAGUAUUAAGCGAAGACCUUCUACAAGUGGAGAAGCGGCUGGAGCUGGUCAAGCAGGUGUCCCACAGCACCCACAAGAAGCUGACGGCCUGUCUGCAGGGCCAACAGGGGGUGGAUGUGGAGAAGAGAUCUGUCAGGUCGCCCUCGAAAAAGCUACCCCUCACAACACUAGCACAAUGUCUGGUGGAGGGAGCAGCAGUGUUGGGCGACGACUCGCUACUGGGGAAGAUGCUGAAGCUGUGUGGUGAGACACAGGAGAAGAUGGCUCUGGAGCUCAUCCUGUUUGAGUUCACCAUUGAGAGAGACGUGGUGGAACCCCUAUACGAACUGGCAGAGGUGGAAAUCCCCAACAUCCAGAAACAAAGGAAACAUUUAGCAAAACUGGUUUUGGACAUGGACUCGGCACGCACAAGGUUCCACCAGUCCUCCAAGUCUGGUAUGUCCAGCAACGUGCAGCCAGGGGCCAAGGGCGAGCACCUCAGGGAAGAGAUGGAAGAAGCAGCCAAUCGAAUGGAGAUCUGUCGAGAUCAAUUAUCUGCAGACAUGUACAAUUUUGUGGCCAAAGAAAUUGACUAUGCAAGCUACUUUCAGACAUUGAUAGAGGUGCAGGCAGAGUACCACAGGAAGUCGUUAGAGCUCCUCCAGAAUAUUCUGCCUCAGAUCAAAGCCCACCAGGAGACCUGGGUGGAGAGGCCGUGCUAUGGGAAACCCUUAGAGGAGCACCUUGCCCUCAGCGGGCGGGACAUUGCCUUCCCCAUCGAAGCCUGUGUCACCAUGCUGCUGGAGUGUGGCAUGCAGGAAGAGGGCCUGUUCAGAGUAGCGCCCUCGGCCUCCAAACUGAAGAAGCUCAAGGCGUCUCUAGACUGUGGGGUGAUGGACGUACAGGAGUACUCUGCAGACCCUCACGCCAUCGCAGGUGCUUUGAAAUCCUACCUACGGGAACUCCCUGAGCCACUGAUGACCUUUGAACUUUAUGAUGAAUGGAUCCAAGCUUCUAACAUUCAAGACCAGGACAAGAGACUCCAAGCCCUCCUCACAGCCUGCGAGAAACUACCCCUGGCCAAUGGCAACAACUUCAAGUAUUUAAUCAAAUUCCUCGCCAAGUUAGAUGACUACCAGGAUGACAAUAAAAUGACUCCUGGGAAUAUUGCAAUAGUCUUGGGUCCCAACCUGCUGUGGACAACGCAGGAAGGGAGCAUUACAGAGAUGAUGACCACUGUGUCCCUGCAGAUUGUAGGCAUCAUUGAGCCCAUCAUCCAGCACGCCGACUGGUUCUUCCCUGGAGAGAUUGAGUUUAAUGUCACAGGAAACUAUGGCAGCCCGGUCCACACCAACCACAACGCCAACUACAGCUCCAUGCCCUCUCCGGAUAUGGACCAUUCCGAUCGCAAGCACAAUGACCAGAGCCGACGUCCCCUCAGUGUGGCCACUGACAAUAUGAUGCUAGAGUUCUAUAAGAAGGAUGGCAGCGUUAGGAAAAUUCAAAGCAUGGGGGUCAGGGUGAUGGACACUUCUUGGGUGUCGCGCAGGGGCUCGUCGUCAGUGCGUAAAACCUCCUCCACGCCCCCGAGUAUGCAGCCCCCCCUCCCUCCCUCAGAUGCUCUCAUACCUGAGCAGGGGGAGCUCUCUGCGUCCCCCUCAGCAACCCCUCCCGCUGGCAGCGACCGUGCCAGCUCCGAUGAUGCGUCAUCCACUUGGUCGGACUCCUGUUAUGCCUACCCCUCUCCGGAGGAGGAGAGUCCCCCUCCCCCUUACCCCUCUUCUUCCUCUUCUUCCUAUUGCUACCCACCUCCUCACCAUUUCUACCCCCGAGCACCGCAGUGCGCGCGCCCUGUCGCCCCCGGUCCCGAGUCCGUGCCUCCCGGGCCGUCUACCCCACCUCCCCCACGCUGGUCUAACUAUAGCCCUCACCCACUGCCCCCCUCCUCGUGCCCCUCUCCCUCUCCCUCCCCACAGCAGCUUGAUAUCAACUCUAACCCCAAGCCCAGCUCCCUGCACCUGCCUAAACAUAGUUCCCUGGCCGAAGCUCUGCAUGCGCCCCCACCGUCAGAAACUAACGUCUCCCCCCUCUACAUCAAAACCCCCCUCGUGCUAACCCGACACGACCCGUCCCUCGUUUCCCACCCCCCUAACUUUCCCCUGUCCACACCUCUUCCGUGGGCCGCCUGUGCCUGUAGCCGAGAGAGAGGAGCCAAGCUGACUGGUACUCUGAUGAACAAGGAGCUCUCUCCAGUGAUUGGACAGAAGGGCUUCCAGGGAACAGCACCCUCUGGUGGGCCAUCACAGCCCUCUUCUGAACAUAGCCCUCACACCCUGAGAAGAGCUAAAAAGCUGGCCCCCAUCCCACCUAAGCACUACUCUCAGUCUGGGGGAAUGUCUGACCAGUCCACAGGUCAGCCCUCUCCAGUCAGCCUGUCCCCCACCCCUCCUAGUACCCCUUCCCCGUAUGGCUUUGGCUACCCUCAGGGCUACGCCACCAUCGGCUCUCCGGGACAGGCCCAGACUGCCACCCUCUCCUCCCCUCCCUCGCUAGCCGGCACCCUCACCAAGGCCAGGCCCACUCCCAAGCCUCCCAGGCAGAGGCCCAGCCUGCCCCCACCGCAGCCCCCCAGCACCCCUGGCUCCAGCCCCCAACCCCUGGAGCAUAGUGGUGGCCUGCUGGAUGGAUUGUCUCCUGGGGAGAGCAUGUCCACAGACUCUUUCUGCAACCUGGAUAUCCCCAUCAUCAACGUGGAACUGGAUGGCAUCUUCGAUGAGCCUAAGAUGGUCCCCUACAGGAACUCAGUGGCGGUGGUCCAGCCUACCCCCAAGACAGAGUCAGAGGAAGAGUCUGAGAGCACGAUACUAUGACAUCACGAGUUUCCACCCCCAGCCCUACUAUUCCAGCCUGUCCCCAGGACCCGUUCUCUGACCUUUGACUCAAUGGGACUCACUCCAGACCUCACCUCCACCCAUAGCGACCAAACACCGGGUUCAGCCCUGUAAAACAAAGUUAAUCUUAUAACCUGAAAUAUAUAUGAAUACAGAAAAUACAUACAGUAUAUCCACAUCCAGAGAGUUUCUCUCUGAGACUGUGGGGGGAGGAACUUUUGAUACACAGAAUCGGACACAAUGCUUUGUUUUUAUGUUGACUGGAUUCCUUUGAUUCUGUCUGUGGUGCGUUCAUUUUUAAGACUUUUCUUUUUCAACAAUUGCGUUUAUUUUUCAUUACUUUUGCCUUAUUUGAGUCAUUUGCAAUAUUGCCUCUAACUUCACAUACAAGACAUGAAAACGAUUUGCUCGGUGGAAUGGAUUCUACUCUUGUGAGUGUAGUAGUAAAGGAAAGGGACAGUAGAUUUCUGAUUUCCUCUCCCUGUCACCAAGUCUAUAGCAUUCCUUUUGACGCCAUCCUAAACCAUCCCUCGUACUUUGAGAUCACUGGCAACCCCUUGUUCCUUCCUGGCUGAAUGUGUGUUUGUGAAUUGUGUGAUGUGUUUGGAAAUGUGCUGCAUCAUUAAGUGGCGAGUUCUGCCAGAGAAAAUAUAUAUGGUACUGCAAGACCAGUUUGAGCUUGAAUCCCCAAUCACACUCUUCAAAGGGAGAUUAAGAUUGCAUUUGGCUGUUCGAUGGGAAGUUAAAUAUGGGUAAUAUAGUAUUUACUAUUUAAAAUGACUGUUUAUACUGUACAUUUCAGAGUAUAUGAUAUUAACAGUGAUACAAGAGAUAUUAUAUGUGUCAUAUAAUAUAAGAAUACAAACAUGGGUAUACAGAUAUAGAAUUAUAAAUACGGUGUACAGAUAUUCCAUAGUAUAGCAUGUACUUGAUUCUACAUUAUCAUAGGAGAGGCUGUAGAGGGAAUGGGACAUAGAAACAGAACAAACAGAAUUGUCAACUUGUGAAUUUAUAUAAUUCUAUAUAAAAGGAAUAGAAUGCUGAAAAGUGAGUAUGAGUGGAAUGUGCAGGGUGGGACUAUACCUCCUCUCUGUGGUCUGCCCUCAGCCUCAGCUUCUUUAACGAGCGCCCUGAGAGCCUUAUCUGGCAAGAGCCUGUCACUGGGGAGCCUUCUCAGCUGUUUGAAAGCCAAUAUUGAACACUUUUUUUGUUAGAGCAAGUGUGUAUAUGAGUGCGGUCCUGUAUGUGUGAGUGUUAUCCUGAAUAUAGAUACAUUUCUUCUGGUGCUAGAACGUAUGUUUAUAUUCUAUCACGCAGGGAAUAAGAAUAGGCUCUCAUUGAAAUUAUACGGCGGUUACUGUUUCAGUUCCCUAUACCCCCCCCCCCCCCCUUUAGUAAGAGGAAUCCACCAUAUAAGGAAUUUGAUGAUGAGGAAUGUGAAUAAGUAUUUGUUGAUGUGCUGAAAGUAUUUAUAACGAUGAUUACGGUGCAGAGGAGUAUGAUUGACAUCCACAACACGUAAUAUCAAUGUUCCAAUCUGAUGAUCCAGUAAUGGGGUUCAAAGGUGAGGGGCCCGCCCAUGUCCAACACAAACCUAUGGUCUCCUUAGAAACGUUCCAUCCAUAACACUGAUUAGUGCUUGGAAGCCACAAUAAACGCUGCUCUUUCAUGCACUUACGUUCAAGUGCUAUAUAUUUUAUCCAUCACAACACUAUUGUAAAUACUGAAGCCUCUGUGUAUGUGUGUAUAUAAAAAGGCGAGAGGAUGAAAUAUAUACAGUACCAGUCAAACGUUUGGACACAUCUACUCAUUCAAGGGUUUCUCUUUAUUUUUACUAUUUUCCACAUUAUAGAAUAAUAGUGAAGACCUCAACUAUGAAAUAGCACAUAUAGAAUCAUGUAGUAACCAAAAAAGUGUUAAACAAAUAAAGUAUCCUCCCUUUGCCUUGAUGACAGCUUUGCACACUCUUGGCAAGAAUCUAAAAUAUAUUUUGAUUUGUUUAACACUUUAUUGGUUACUACAUGAUUCCAUAGUAGGUAGUAGGAGUAGGUGUGUCCAAACUUUUGACUGGUACUGUAUAUAUUUCACCCUCUCGCCUUUUUAUAUACACACAUAUAUACAGUUGAAUUCGGAAGUUUACAUACACCUUAGCCAAAUACAUUUAAACUCAGUUUUUCACAAUUCCUGACAUUUAAACCUAGUGAAAAUUCCCUCUCUGAGGUCAGUUAGAAUCACCACUCUAUUUUAAGAAUGUGAAAUGUCAGCUUUUAUUUCUUUCAUCACAUUCCCAGUGGGUCAGAAGUUUACAUGCACUCAAUUAGUAUUUGGUAGCGUUGCCUUUAAAUUGUUUAACUUGGGUCAAACGUUUCAGGUAGCCUUCCACAUGCUUCCCACAAUAAGUUGGGUGAAUUUUGGCCCAUUCCUCCUGACAGAGCUGGUGUAACUGAGUCAGGUUUGUAGGCCUCCUUGCUCGCACACACUUUUUCAGUUCUGCCGACAAAUUUUCUAUAGGAUUGAGGUCAGGGCUUUGUGAUGGCCACUCCAAUACCUUGACUUUGUUGUCCUUAAGCCAUUUUGCCACAACUUUGGAAGUUUGCUUGCGGUCAGUGUCCAUUUGGAAGACCCAUUUGCAACCAAGCUUUAACUUCCUGACUAAUGUCUUGAGAUGUUGCUUCAAUAUAUCCACAUAAUUUUCCAUCCUGAUGAUGCCAUCUAUUUUGUGAAGUGCACCAGUCCGUCCUUGUAACGAUUCUCCUCCUCCUCUACAACCGAAGAGGAGGAGUAGUGAUUGAACCAAGGCGCAGCGGGUUGUGAAUACAUAAUUUAUUUAAAGAAAAGACGAAAACACGAACUUCACUAUAAACUAACAAAACAACAAACGGAGUAGACAGACCUGGACGACGAACUUACAUUAAACACGAAGAACGCACGAACAGGGAAAAUAGACUACACAAAAGAACGAUGUACAAAACAAACCGAACAGUCCCGUAUGGUGCGACAAACACUGACACGGGAGACAACCACCCACAACGAACACUGUGAAACAACCUACCUAAAUAUGACUCUCAAUUAGAGGAAAACGCCAAACACCUGCCUCUAAUUAAGAGCCAUACCAGGCAACCCUUAAACCAACAUAGAAACAGAAAACAUAGAAUGCCCACCCAAACUCACGUCCUGACCAACUAACACAUAAAACAAACUAACAGAAAUAGGUCAGGAACGUGACAUAACUCCCCCCCCUUAAGGUGCGAACUCCGGGCGCACCAGCACAAAGUUUAGGGGAGGGUCUGGGUGGGCAUCUGACCACGGUGGUGGCUCAGGCUCAGGGCGAGGUCCCCACCCCACCAUAGUCAAUACCAGCUUACAUCUCCCCUACAAAUGACCACCCUCAUAUUACACCCACUUAAUCUUUUGGGUAACAUCGAGACAAGGGGCAGCACCGGGAUAGAGGGAUAGCUCAGGACAGAGGGAUAGCUCAGGACAGAGGGAUAGCUCAGGACAGAGAGGUAGCUCAGGAUAAAGAGGUAGCUCAGGAUAGAGGGGCAACUCCGGACUGAAGGGCAGCUCCGGACAGAGAGGCAGCUCUGGACUGAGGGGCAAUUCUGGAUAAAUGACCGCUCUGGGCUGAGGGGCAGCUCAUGACUGGCUGACGGCUCUGGACGCUCAUGGCUGGCUGACGGCUCUGGACGCUCAUGGCUGUAGGGCAGCUCAUGACUGGAAGGCAGCUCAUGACUGGAGGGCAGCUCAUGACUGGAGGGCAGCUCAUGACUGGAGGGCAGCUCAUGACUGGAGGGCAGCUCAUGACUGGAGGGCAGCUCAUGACUGGAGGGCAGCUCAUGACUGGCUGACGGCUCUGGCAGAUCCUGUCUGGUUGGCGGCUCUGGCAGAUCCUGUCUGGUUGGCGGCUCUGGCAGAUCCUGCCUGGUUGGCGGCUCUGGCAGAUCCUGUCUGGUUGGCGGCUCUGGCAGAUCCUGUCUGGUUGGCGGCUCUGGCAGAUCCUGUCUGGUUGGCGGCUCUGGCAGAUCCUGUCUGGUUGGCGGCUCUGGCAGAUCCUGUCUGGUUGGCGGCUCUGGCAGAUCCUGUCUGGUGAAUGGCUCUAGCGGCUCCUGACUGACUAACGGCUCUGACGGCUCGGGACAGACGGACGGCUCUAAUGGCUCGGGACAGACGGAUGGCUCAGAUGGCGCUGGGGAGACGGAUGGCUCAGAUGGCGCUGGGGAGACGGAUGGCUCAGAUGGCGCUGAGACGGAUGGCUCAGAUGGCGCUGAGGAGACGGAUGGCUCAGAUGACGCUGAGGAGACGGAUGGCUCAGACGGCGCUGAGGAGACGGAUGGCUCAGACGGCGCUGAGGAGACGGAUGGCUCAGACGGCGCUGAGGAGACGGAUGGCUCAGACGGCGCUGAGGAGACGGAUGGCUCAUACUGAUCCUGUCUAGCGGAAGGCUUUGGCUGCUCCUGUCUGGUGGAAGGCUCUAGCGGCUCCUGUCUGGCGGAAGGCUCUAGCGGCUCCUGUCUGGCGGAAGGCUCUGUAGGCUCAUGGCAGACGGGCGGCUUUGCAGGCUCAAUACAGACGAGCAGUUCAUGUGGCGCUUGGCAGACGGACAGUUCAGGCACCGUUGGGCAGACGGCAGACUCUGGCCGGCUGAGACGCACUGUAGGCCUGGUGCGUGGUGCCGGAACUGGUGGCACCGGGCUGAGUGCACGCACAUCAGGAUGAGUACGGGGAGAAGGAACAGUGUGUACAGGGCUCUGGAGACGCACAGGUAGCUUAGUGCGUGGUGCCGGAACUGGAGGCACUGGGCUGGAGACACGCACCAUAGGGAGAGUGCGUGGAGGAGAAACAGGGCUCUGGAAACGCACUGGAAGCCUGGUGCGUGGUGUAGGCACUGGUGGUACUGGGCUGGGGCGGGGAGGUAGUGCCGGUAAUACCGGACCGUGCAAGCGUACUGGCUCCCUUGAGCACUGAGCCUGCCCAACCUUACCUGGUUGAAUACUCCCCGUCGCCCACCCAGUGCGGGGAGGUGGAAUAACCCGCACCGGGCUAUGUAGGCGAACCGGGGACACCAUGCGUAAAGCUGGUGCCAUGUAAGCCGGCCCAAGGUGACGUACUGGUGGCCAGAUAUGUAGAGCCGGCUUCAUGGCACUUGGCUCAAUGCUCAAUCUAGCCCUACCAGUGCGGGGAGGUGGAAUAACCCGCACUGGGCUAUGCACACGUACAGGAGACACCGUGCGCUCUACUGCGUAACACGGUGUCUGCCCGUACUCCCGCUCUCCACGGUUAGCCUGGGAAGUGGGCGCAGGUCUCCUACCUGCCCUUGGCCCACUACCUCUUAGCCCCCCCCAAGAAAUUUUUGAGUAGUACUCACGGGCUUUUCGGGCUUCCGGGCUAGACGAGUCCCCUCAUAACGCCGGUUCCCUUCUCCGGUUGCCUCUGCUCUCCUCAAUGCCUCCAGCUGUUCCCAUGGGAGGCGAUCCCUUCCAGCCAGGAUCUCCUCCCAUGUGUAGCAACCUUUACCCUCCAAAACAUCCUCCCAUGUCCAUUCCUCCUUCUUGCGCUGUCCCUUCCUCCCGUUACACCGCUGCUUGGUUCUGGUUACUUGGUGGGUGGUUCUGUAACGGUUCUCCUCCUCCUCUACAACCGAAGAGGAGGAGUAGUGAUUGAACCAAGGUGCAGCGGGUUGUGAAUACAUCAUUUAUUUAAAGAAAAGACGAAAACACAAACUUCACUAUAAACUAACAAAACAACAAACGGAGUAGACAGACCUGGACGACGAACUUACAUUAAACACGAAGAACGCACGAACAGGGAAAAUAGACUACACAAAAGAACGAUGUACAAAACAAACCGAACAGUCCCGUAUGGUGCGACAAACACUGACACAGGAGACAACCUCCCACAACGAACCCUGUGAAACAACCUACCUAAAUAUGACUCUCAAUUAGAGGAAAACGCCAAACACCUGCCUCUAAUUAAGAGCCAUACCAGGCAACCCUUAAACCAACAUAGAAUCAGAAAACACAGAAUGCCCACCCAAACUCACGUCCUGACCAACUAACACAUAAAACAAACUAACAGAAAUAGGUCAGGAACGUGACAGUCCUGCAGCAAAGCACCCCCACAACAUGAUGCUGCCAGCCCCGUGCUUCACGGUUGGAAUGGUAUUCUUCGGCUGCAAACCUCCCCCUUUUUCCUCCAAAAAUAACGAUGGUCAUUAUGGGCGAACAGUUCUAUUUUUGUUUCAUCAGACCAGAGGACAUUUCUCCAAAAAGUAUGAUCUUUCUUUGUCCCCAUGUGCACUUGCAAACCGUAGUCUGGCUUUUUUAUGGCGGUUUUGGAGGAGUUGCUUCUUCCUUGCUGAGCCGCCUUUCAGGUUAUGUCAAUAUAGGACUCGUUUUACUGCAGAUAUAGAUACUUUUGUACCUGUUUCCUCCAGCAUCUUCACAGUGUCCUUUGCUGUUGUUUUGGGAUUGAUUUGCACUUUUCGCACCAAAGUAUGUUCAUCUCUAGGAGACAACGCGUCUCCUUCCUGAGCGGUAUGAUGGCUGCGUGGUCCCAUGGUGUUUAUAGUUGCGUACUAUUGUUUGUACAGAUGAACGUGGUACCUUCAGGCGUUUGGAAAUUGCUCCCAAGGAUGAACCAGACUUGUGGAGGCCUACAAUUCUUUUCUGAGGUCUUGGCUGAUUUCUUUUGAUUUUCCCAUGAUGUCAAGCAAAGAGGCACUGAGUUUGAAGGUAGGCCUUGAAAUACAUCCACAGGUACACCUCCAAUUGACUCAAAUGAUGUCAAUUAGCCUAUCAGAAGCUUCUAAAGCCAUGACAUAAUUUUCUGGAAUUUUCCAAGCUGUUUAAAGGCACAGUCAACUUAGUGUAUGUAAACUUCUGACCCACUGGAAUUGUGAUACAGUGAAUUAUAAGUGAAAUAAUCUGUCUAAAUUGUUGGAAAAAUUACUUGUGUCAUGCACAAAGUAGAUGUCCUAACUGACUUGCCAAAACUACAGUUUGUUAACAAGAAAGUUGUGGAGUGGUUGAAAAAUGAGUUUUAAUGACUCCAACCUAAAUCUAUGUAAACUUCCGACUUCAACUGUAUAUAUGAAGAUAUGUAAAAUAUAAAUAUUGAUUUAAAGUGUAUAUAUAUAUAGUAUAUAUAGUAUAUAUAUAUAUAUAUAUAUAUAUAUAUAUAUAUAUAUAUAUAUAUAUAUGUAUAUAUAUAUAUAUAUAUAUGUGUUAACUUGUCCUUGUUGUUCUGGUCCUGACCACAAUAUUGCCAGAUUCACACAUAAAAAAAUGCAGUAAGCGUUGCACAGUUAUCAGUCACAAGUUUUAUACAGUACAGUAGUUGUAAUAGCAGUGACAUAGAUUCAAGGUUAAAUCUAUUUUAGAGGAAUGUUAGAUUAAAAGUGCCGAGUCAUCAGCCUAGAGCGUAAUGAUAUACGGUAUGUCUAAACGGAAAGUGCUGCAUCAUAGUGUGCAGCAAGUCUCCACUAGUCCAUAAGCCUGACUAGUAGAGAUAUUAUAUGGGAUGUAUUCAUGAUUGUCAAUUGGUAAGUAAAACGAGGACCACCAUCCCUCGAGGCAAAAACCAGUUGAGUCAACAUAGUUUCCUAGUUAUUCCAACCUUACAGUAUAGAGUACAGUGAGGGAAAAAAGUAUUUGAUCCCCUGCUGAUUUUGUACGUUUGCCCACUGACAAAGAAAUUAUCUGUGUAUAAUUUUAAUGGUAGGUUUAUUUGAACAGUGAGAGACAGAAUAACAACAAAAAAAUUCCCGAAAAACGCAUGUCAAAAAUGUUAUACAUUUAUUUGCAUUUUAAUGAGGGAGAUAAGUAUUUGACCCCCUCUCAAUUGGAAAAAUUUCUGGCUCCCAGGUGUCUUUUAUACAGGUAACGAGCUGAGAUUAGGAGCACACUCUUAAAGGGAGUGCUCCUAAUCUCAGUUUGUUACCUGUAUAAAAGACACCUGUCCACAGAAGCAAUCAAUCAAUCAGAUUCCAAACUCUCCACCAUGGCCAAGACCAAAGAGCUCUCCAAUGAUGUCAGGGACAAGAUUGUAGACCUACACAAGGCUGGAAUGGGCUACAAGACCAUCGCCAAGCAGCUUGGUGAGAAGGUGACAACAGUUGGUGUGAUUAUUCACAAAUGGAAGAAACACAAAAGAACUGUCAAUCUACCUCGGCCCUCACCUCAUGGAGUUGCAAUGAUCAUGAGAACGGUGAGGAAUCAGCCCAGAACUACUCGGGAGGAUCUUGUCAAUGAUCUCAAGGCAGCUGGGACCAUAGUCACCAAAAAAACAAUUGGUAACACACUACGCCGUGAAGGACUGAAAUCCUGCAGCACCCGCAAGGUCCCCCUGCUCAAGAAAGCACAUAUACAUGCCCGUCUGAAGUUUGCCAAUGAACAUCUGAAUGAUUCAGAGGACAACUGGGUGAAAGUGUUGUGGUCAGAUGAGACCAAAAUGGAGGGACGAUGGACGGAGCUCUUUGGCAUCAACUCAACUCGCCGUGUUUAGAGGAGGAGGAAUGCUGCCUAUGACCCCAAGAACACCAUCCCCACCGUCAAACAUGGAGGUGGAAACAUUAUGCUCUGGGGGUGUUUUUCUGCUAAGGGGACAGGACCACUUCACCGCAUCAAAGGGACGAUGGACGGGGCCAUGUACCGUUAAAUCUUGGGUGAGAACCUCCUUCCCUCAGCCAGGGCAUUGAAAAUGGGUCGUGGAUGGGUAUUCCAGCAUAACAAUGACCCAAAACACACGGCCAAGGCAACAAAGGAGUGGCUCAAGAAGAAGCACAUUAAGGUCCUGGAGUGGCCUAGCCAGUCUCCAGACCUUAAUCCCAUAGAAAAUCUGUGAAGGGAGCUGAAGGUUCGAGUUGCCAAACGUCAGCCUCGAAACCUUAAUGACUUGGAGAAGAUCUGCAAAGAGGAGUGGGACAAAAUCCCUCCUGACAUGUGUGCAAACCUGGUGGCCAACUACAAGAAACAUCUGACCUCUGUGAUUGCCAUCAAGGGUUUUGCCACCAAGUACUAAGUCAUGUUUUGCAGAGGGGUCAAAUACUUAUUUCCCUCAUUAAAAUGCAAAUCAAUUUAUAACUCUGAAAGCAAUACAGUUCAACCCAAUGCUUACUAGACAGUUCCAGAACAAAAAGUUAGAAUUUCUAAACGAUAAAACAAAGUGCAAUUACAGUACCUAUGAACAGAGAAACCUCAAAGAUUAAGAGGGUCCCAUGUUUUUUUACUGUUUAUACUGAUGUUUUAUUGCUUUUGUCUUUUUUCUAUUACUCUUAAUUCUGCCUGUAGUGAUGCAACAAAUGCUAAUCAUGCCAUAUUAUUUUGAGGAAUUCAAACAAUAUAUACUAUAGACAAAAUUGCAUUCACAUUAUUGAAAGCUGUUCUUCCAAUUUGGAUGUGCUGAAGUGGACGCUUGUCGGUGGUGAUAAUGUGCUGUUCUGUUCAUGAGUGAUGGUUUGUACAUAUUUAUUUGAAAACACAACUUUAUUAACAUCCGAAAUCCUGUCUAUCAAGGGCAGUGGUUGGUGAGAGAUUCCACAGAAUAUUUCCACUGUGACAGUUUUUCUAAUCAUGCCCUUUGAGUUACUGUCAGAUAAAAACAUGUUUUUUCAAUGAAUAGGAGGAAUGUACUGGUGACUAUUUGGACUGUUUGCCUCAGGUUGCUUUAAGGGGGAAUUCUGUGUGUUGUGGAUGUAGUUUUAACAGGGUGGACAGAUGUUUGGUAGUGAUGUGAACAGGCUUGGGGAUUAUGACUAGACAUUGUUCUAUGUGUGAAAAUCAGCAGCAUGAUUUUUCAUCAUGCUUGUGAAAUUUGUCUUAUCUUUGGUUCUAUUUACCUGUGCUUGUCAUAUUUAUUUUUAUAUGUGAAAAGAAAAAAAGAGCCUUGCAAUGCAGGUAGAAUUAUUCAGUUUUGCCCUAUGAUCAGUUUAUCGGUCCACAGUUCUUGUAUUGCAUUUUGCUCCGACUUCCAUCCUGUCAAUCAACUAUCCACUCAGCAGAGCCAAAUAAAUAUGAGGUAGGCUGCUGUACAUCUAAGCAUGGUUUAAUAAUUGCCAAACUGAAUUACUUUAUACAACUUGGAGACAAUAUAGCAUCUAACUUUUAGCUUUUUUGCCUAACGAGUCAAGACGGAAUGACACUGAAUGGGUGACUUGUAUUUAUUUUUGUCUGUAAACAUGGAAUGUUAUUCUCUGAGGAUAACCUUUAUAUCGGCAUAAAUCAAUCCAAUUAUCCAUCAGAUGAACAAAUCCUCCUGAUUUAUAUUAGGCAAAACAAAGAUACACCUUUUUUAUUGGCCAAUCAGGCAAGCCUGAAAAAAUGUGAGCUAUAACACACCUGGUUUGCCUGUAUGAACAUUUGCAAAUUAUGACACAGUGGUGCAUGCAGCUAUUGUUUGAUAAGCAAGUACAUCUUCAUGAAUGUUUUUGCAUAGUUUAUGUUCAAAUAAUACAAGGGGGCCAAAAUAAAAGGGAAGGUUUGAUGAUCCAUUGUUUUUAGAUAUAAAAAGGCCCUAAUGUACAUGUCAACUGCGGUGACAUUGGGGACACUGAAAUAAGACAUACCCUCUCCCAGUCAGAGCAGAACACUUGCUGUGGACAGGUACUGUAAGAUUGGAAACAAUCCCCAUCAGAAUGUUAAAACUAUUAAAAAAAUUUUUUUGUAUGA